AUGAAGGUGCGCGAGGAAGACAUCAAGUCGGCGGGUCUGACGCUCUUGUACGAGCCCGACUGGCCGUCUGACCCAAUUGUUGAUAUCCUGCUUGUGCAUGGAGUUGGCGGGCAUCCAGUGCGAUCAUGGAAGUGCGACGGCGUAGGCCGAACUCCAACGUCGCUCAAGCCUACCAUACGAACCCCCGGGAUCAAGAGAAGGUUGACGAAGAUUUGGCCGUCACAACCGCUGCGACGAUCAAACUCGGAACCCCUGCUCGCUAAAGAGCAGCACCCCUUGAACAGGUCCCGGACACUGCUAUGGAAAAACGCGGCCAGGUCCUCAUCGCGAGUCAACCUUGGCCCCUAUGUUGAACCCGCCAAACCAGGUUCGUCGGGCGGAGCGAAGAGUUUCGUGAGGAAGGCUUCAGUCAAGUCGCCAUCCAGGUCAAACCUCGCCGGUGUGGCUGAGCCGAUCCGCCAGGGUGCCAGAUUCCGGGAAGUUGACUGGUACUGGCCGCUCGACUUCCUCCCGGCAUCAUGUCCCAACGCAAGAAUCUUCACCUGGGGCUAUCAGACUCUCGUGGCGGAUAAGAAGCCAAUCCCUCUCCAGGGCGACAUCUUCGCUCAUGCCGGGGAACUGCUCGUUGAACUCGCCAGCACCCGCGCCGUGUUGGGUGCAAGAGCCCGGCCGAUUGUCCUCCGCCUAUCCGAAGCCGAACGCGACGGCCCCCUGAAGGAGAUCUUGCUCUCGACGGCCGCCGUCGUCUUCCUCGGCAGCCCCCACCGGGGCACCGAACAGUGCAAUCUGGGGGACGCUAUCCGUAUCAUGGCGAGUGUCACUAUGCUGGUCGACCCAGACGAUCCCGCGCUACAGGAACUGUGCGGCGCGAACAGCGUCGAGGCGGAGCUGGCGAGACAGACGUUUGUGCGUUUGUGGAACAGCUACAACUUCAGGGUUAAGACGUUCCAGGAGUCGGUCAUUCCGAAUCACCGGUAUCCGGAGCUCAGGGCGGAAACGACAAUACGGCGUCUUGCGAGCUUCAUUGGAGACCCGAGGGAGGGUGCUGAGACCAUAUGUGCGCUGCAUGACAGCAUUUGCAAGUUCGUCUCCGCGGAAAACCCAGGGUACCGCGCCUUGGCUAGGACUUUGGCCGCAUUUAUCACGGUGGAAGAACAUAGACGCCAUGUGUUGAACGUGAAGGAGAAAGAGUGUCUUGCCGCUCUCGUCUCACCAAAUCCUGCCUCUCCCGAGACACACCCGCCUUCGAUAUAUCCAGGGACUUGCCUUUGGCUAUACGAUAUGCCCGACUUUCAGGCAUGGCACAGCCGCAGCGGUUCGAACAAGCGCAAGAUAUUGUGGAUCAGGGGAGGACCUGGAUGCGGUAAGACCGUCCUCCUCCGGUCACUCCGGAGACGACUCGAGAAGCAGUGGGGCCCAGCCGGCGCGUCAUUCAUCUGGAGCAGCGACGAGGCCGAUGAUGUGACCCCUGGGACCUUUCCGGCAAGCAGAGAAGGGAGCCCGGUCGCGAUCUACCGCAGCCUUCUCGCCCAGCUGUUCCCCCAAGAUGCUCACCUCCGCAAAGCACUCCUAGCGUUGUACAACAAGCUGCCGAGCGUCCCGCGGACAUUUGAUGAUACCCAGAUCGUGUCUUUCUUUGCCGAUUAUUACAUCAACCAGAGGAUCGAAACGCCCGCGAGAAGGACCUUCAUCUUUCUUGAAGUUGGCGACGAUGCCUGCACUGGGUACGUGCAUGAGCUGCUCAGCCGACUGGGGCAACUGGCGCACAACUCGGACUUUAGCAUAUGCCUUGCGAGCAGUCACCAUCCCGAGAUUCUCGAAGAAGAGAACGUGAUAAGCAAGCCCAUGCACCUGCGCAACGCCGGUGAUAUCCUGCGCUAUGUCAACCUGAACUUGGUGGCUGAGUGGGAGGAGCGGGACCGGACCGCGAUGCACAUUGCGCAGAAGUCGGCGGGCGUCUUUUUGUGGGCUGAGAUAGUCGUCAAUGUCUUGAACGCCGCCAUCAUUGAAGGGGCUACCCAAGAGAUGAUCGAAUAUACCUUAGAUGAGGUCCCCGGCGAUCUCCACGGCCUGUACGAGUGGAUGCUCUCCACCUUCAACAACCGAGAGAGAGCCGAAUCACUGAUCCUCUUCCAAUGGGUGAUGCUCGCAGCCGAACCGAUGCGUCUCAACGACCUAUUCCUCGCCGUCCGGCUCACCGAGCCUAACCCGUUCGCCGUCUACCAAGACCUCGGCCCACUCAUGGCGUUCGACAUCGGAGCGCCCUUCUCCAUGCGAGAGCUCCGCCAGCUGCGCAACUCAGAGAUCACUUCCGACACGCCCUACCAGUUCCAUCGCUGGCUCCGGGCCCGGUCCAUCGGCCUCCUCGAGCUCAGAGCCGACAAUUGUCACCAACCUACCGCCAACGAGCCCCUCGGCCUCCAACGCGUCCACCCCAUUCACUCCUCCGUCCGCACCUUCUUCCUCUCCGGCCGGGGCUUCGCCUGCCUGGCCGUAGGCAACCCGUCCAUCCCCGCCUCUCUCCCCACCGCCGACUUCCUCGACAUCACCCACUACGCCCUCCUCCGCGCCUGUCUAACCUACCUCAACAUGCGCGACUUCGAAUCCCUUUGUCACGGCGCCGCCCACCGCCGCAAGCCCACCGCCAACCUGAACUUCGACCUAACAACAACAACAGUGCCAGUGACAACCGAAUGGUAUCACCCACCAACAAUAACAGCCCCGUCCCAGCGCCACCUAAUCAUGUCCUCGUACCCCUUCCUGUACUACGCCGUCUCCCACCUCCUCUUCCACCUCCUCUCGCCCCGCCGUUUCCGGUACUUCCUCCCGCAGCGCGAGCUGCUCGCCGUGAUGAAGGCGAAUAAUUUUCGGCUGUGGAAGAGGUGGACCUCGUUGUUGGGGACGCAUGAUCCGGCUGUCAUCAUCGCGAGGCAUGCUUUGCCCACAUCAUCGGAUGCAGGGGUGAUAAGGAUUGGGGUUGCGCGGUUGUUAAGUCCCGUGUAUGGGGCGCGUUUCAGGUUGGAGAGGGUGCUAAGGAAGGUGGCGCGGUUGGCUCAAACUUGCAUGCUGGGUUGCGCCUUCGGUCCUUUGCGCCCCUUCCUCAUGUACGCGAUCCGCAGUCAUGUGCGCGCCACGGUUCUCUCGCGCGCCACGCGCUGCGUCUUUGCACAGCAGGCCACGCUCCGCACCUCGACCCGACAGACGAAACGGGUGACGACCAACCCCGAAACGACCAAGGAAGAGGAAACGAUAGCCAAAAUCGAUGCUCUGGGCGGCGCCUUUUUUGGUUUGCGCAAUCGGAAAAAGGGGAAGAACAACGACAAAUAUCGCGUCAACAUCGUCAGCGAAAAGCUGUGUGACGAUGUCAUCAACUACAUCAAACCGACCCUGGCCCGGCACAAAGGCUGCGACCUGGUUGACAUCUUCCCCGGCACAGGCAUUUGGAGCCAGAAGCUCCACAAUGCCGUCCAGCCGCGCACCCACAUGUUGAUGGAACCCGACGCCGACUUCUACAAGCCCUUCCUCGAACCACUUCUCGAGCGGCCCGGCACCAAGUUGGUCCCGGAGUCGGGUAUAGUCUGGGAGGAGCUCAACAAGGUAUUGAACCCGACGGUGCUUCCUCUCCAAGUCGAGCGCAAGUUCAAGCCCGAAGAGACACCGCCGCGAAACGACACGCUUCUUGUCUCCAUGAACCUGGCCAUGUCCCCGAGGCGCAGGUUUCGAAGCUUUGACAGCGUCGUCGCGCUGGUCAUAUUUCAACUCAUUUCGUCGAUCCGCCCUGGGGCGCUAUUCCAGAAAUACGGCCUGGUGCGCAUGCUCAUAUGGAUGGAGGACGGCGAGAAGGUCUCGAUACUGCCGCGCAGCGCACAGCGGAGAAAGAGACUGGCGAUCGAGGCAGAACUGUCGACCGAUUACGUCUGCGAAAUCGCUGGCGCCGGCCUUGAAAACGCGAAGCAGAUUUUUAUAGCGGCCCGCGACGACAGACUCGAGACAGAGAGCAUAAGAAAAGCUCUCCAGCGUAUGCGCGAGCACGGAUUUGUCCUGCCACCCGGACGAGAACCGGAGCAUUUGCUGGACUAUCAGGAAUCCCUUAACGCUGACGGCGAAGUGGCGUCUGGCGCCAAGCACAGGGUCCACCGAGCUUCACAGGCAGCAUUGGAGAAGAUGGAGGCCGCCUACGCCAGGGGGGAGUUUGAAGAAGGAUCGAAAGAAUACGUACAACUCCGGAACCUACGGUAUAAGAAAACUUACACGGAAAAGCGCGACGUCUUCAUCGGCGACCUGCUCCGUGAGCGCGAAGCCAUCCACCAUGCCUACGUGGACGCCGGCGACGACAAGGGAAAGCUAGAAGAAGUCUUCAAGCGCGGCCAAGCGUGGAGCGACAAGGUCAGCGCCACGGAGCGGGGCAUGCGUGGCGAGGUCAACCUGCACCGCGACAACUGGCACCUGCUGCACCAGGACCCGCCCGUGCUUAACUGGGACCGGCGCUACGUCGAGCCCCUGCGGGUGCGCCCCGACGAGUUCUACCCGCCCGUCCCCUGCGCGCUGCUCGACAUCCAGCCCAAGGCCGCCGCGCCCGUGCUGCGCGACAUCGGCCCCAACUCGACCCGCGGCGGCGACACGUUUGACCUGAUGCUGCGCGGCCUCGUCCAGCGCGGCGUCGAUCCGCUUUCCCACUCUCUCGACACCGUCGCCGCGGGCGCCAGCGACGGCAUCAUCCCCCACUGUCCGAGUCUAACGGACCCCCGACUGGGCGGGUCGCCGCUGCCCGGCCAUGGUGAGCUCACGGCGCGGGCGUUGAAUCAGAGGCAGUUGAUCGAUAUCAUUGAGCAGUGGAUGAAAUGGCCUUUCCGGCCCCACUACUCGGAGCUGGUGUGCCGGACCGUGGAGGAGCCUCAUGAGGACGUUGGCGAGUCUGGUAUGCUGGGGAAUAAGUCGGCGGCUGCGUUUGAGUGA
This is a messenger RNA of Parathielavia appendiculata, 4956 nucleotides long. Its product is annotated as S-adenosyl-L-methionine-dependent methyltransferase. The record is from RefSeq and is a predicted model, not a curated record. Bases 1 to 4956 code for a protein of 1651 amino acids. Lineage: Eukaryota; Fungi; Ascomycota; Sordariomycetes; Sordariales; Chaetomiaceae. The transcript is spliced from 7 exons.